AUGGCCGACGAGAUCCCCCAAACCCCCGUCCCCGUGCCCACGUAUGGCCAGCCUCAACCCGCGGCGGCGCCUGUGCUUGUGCAGAGCCAACCUGGCGAGGCCUCAACAACUCCAGAAGGACAGGCAAUUGCGCCGACUACCGAGACAGGCAAUAAGGAUAUCACAAUGGUAGACGCCUCCAGCGCCGAUCAAGCCCCUUCUCCAGCGCCCGCUGCGCCUUCCACCAAUGCCCCGAGCCCUGCCCCUCCACGAACCGGCACACCUCUACGCACUAAUGGCCAAGACAAUACGUCGCGUGCUGCGUCACAACAUCCCGAUCCCGCUUUCACUAUGCCCGACGCUGCUCCCGCCCACGGCGCACCGGUACGACAAUACUUGAACAGCAAAGUCACUGCUCAUCUGCUCGAGGGCAUGAAACAGCUUGCAAAGGAUCAACCCAAAGACCCGUUGCGGGUUCUUGGCCAAUUCCUUCUCGAACGGUCGAAAGAGUUCGAAACAUAG
Molecule: messenger RNA, 501 nt
Organism: Xylaria bambusicola
Lineage: Eukaryota; Fungi; Ascomycota; Sordariomycetes; Xylariales; Xylariaceae
Exons: 3
Coding region: 1-501 (166 amino acids)
Source: RefSeq, a predicted model, not a curated record